Messenger RNA from Haemonchus placei, 573 nucleotides. Lineage: Eukaryota; Metazoa; Nematoda; Chromadorea; Rhabditida; Trichostrongylidae. The record is from the annotation of a GenBank genome assembly.
AUGCUUGAUCUCUCUUCUCUUGCUGCCCUUCGAUCUGGUGUUCUGCUCGAAAUCGUCUUUGCGUGUAGAUCGAUAUCGCUUCUGCAGUUGAGGAAUUGUGUUUAUUUGUCCGAUGAUGGUAUCAAAGGACUCACUAGGAUGAAAAACCUCCGGCAUUUGGACCUGAGCGGAUCGAUUUUGAUCACUAAUGAUUCGAUUCAAGAGUUCAUCAAGGCGUUCCCACAAGUAAAAGGCGAGAAAGGUUCCGUGACGAUCGUCAUCGGCGGAACAGCAGCCGAUUCCUCUCGUCUGUCAGUGCGUGGAAGCCGUGUUGUCGUUGACCUCAGCGAUUACACAUCCAUACUUUCCAUGUCACAUCGGCAUUCUCAUUCGUUUAGCAUAGGAACACUAUCAGAUGAUGAACUAUCGGACAACGAUUUCGAGAAUCUCACCAGUCAGCGUAAGCCUUGCCCAGAAUGUUCGUUCUACAUCGACGCCAUAUGUGGUGAGGAGGAUUCACCGAUAGAAGACGAAGCUGAACUGCAACGGUGGGCAGAAAGAGAAGCGCGAAACCUCGGGUUGAUCGAUAAAUAA